Molecule: messenger RNA, 1470 nt
Organism: Erigeron canadensis
Lineage: Eukaryota; Viridiplantae; Streptophyta; Magnoliopsida; Asterales; Asteraceae
Product: homogentisate phytyltransferase 1, chloroplastic-like
Exons: 12
Coding region: 176-1369 (397 amino acids)
Cellular component (GO): membrane
Molecular function (GO): prenyltransferase activity
Source: RefSeq, a predicted model, not a curated record
UGCUUGGAGGCCGGGUGGCUUAUUUAACUUCACAUUUUCUGCUUUCGAAACAAUAAACUUAAUUGUAAGAUCGAUCUCCGGUACACAAUUUAACAAAGCAAGACUUUCUUGUAUUAAUUAAAAUCCAAAAGAGAAAAUUACGAUUGCAAUAAAUUUGUUGCACUAGAAUAGUACAAUGGCGACCCUAGCUAUUGGAUCACUUUGUAUGCCAACUUCAUACCGAGUUACGGGAGUAAUUAGAUCAUCGUCUUGGCUGCCCAACGGAGGACAAAGUAGUUCAAAUUUUCUCCAGAUUUCAAAAUUCGAUAACAAUAGCUACAUGGCAUUGCAACAUAGUCGAAUUCUCAACGAACCAUUUACACUAUGCCAAAAUACGUUACAAAAGUUUAAGUUUAAUGUAUCAUCUACCAGCAACUCCGAAUUUAACGCAACUGAAGAUUAUUUAUUAAGUCCCAUGGAAUCAGCAAUCAAAUUUGUGAAUAUUUUAUAUAGGUUCAUAAGGCCGUAUGCAGCAAUUGGAACGGUCUUAUGUGUGACUGCAAUGUCUCUUCUUACUGUUCAGAAGCUUUCAGAUUUCUCCCCGUUAUUCUUCUUGAAAAUCUUGCAGGCUCUAGUUGGAGGCAUGUUCAUGCAAAUGUAUGUCUGUGGCUUCAAUCAGAUAUGCGAUAUAGAACUGGACAAGGUUAACAAGCCAACUCUCCCAUUAGCUGCGGGAGAAAUAUCUAUGAGAACUGCUAUACUCGUAUCAUCAGUUUCAGCUAUCAUGGGCUUAGCGAUAGCAUGGAUGGUAUCUCCUCCAUUGUUUUGGGCUUUCGUUGGAUGGUUUGUGGUCGGGACUGCAUAUUCAGCUAAUGUGCUUCCCUAUUUGCGAUGGAAGAGGUUUCCUUUCACGGCGGCCUUUUACAUGCUAAUGUCUCGGGCAGUAAUUGUUCCAAUUGGAUAUUACUUGCACAUGCAGAAUUCUAUUUAUGGAGCAUCCACAUUACUUUCAAGGCCAAUAUUAUUCGCAGUCGCAAUGCUGAGUGCCUUCUCAAUAUCAACGAUAUUCUUCAAGGACAUUCCCGAUAUUAAGGGAGACCGGAUGCAUGGAAUUAAGUCUCUUGCUAUUAAACUAGGUGAAAAACGGAUAUACUGGAUUUGUAUUUGGAUUCUUGAAAUCGCUUAUCUUGGUGCUGCUUGUGUCGGAGCAACUUUACCCAUUACUUGGAGCAAAUACGUAACGACCGGUAGUCACCUGGCAUUGGCAUUGUUACUUUGGGUACGUGCGAAGUCAGUAGAUCCAAGGGACAUGAAAGCUGUUCAAUCGAUGUAUAUGUUUAUUUGGCAGCUCUUCUAUGUCGAGUAUGGCCUAAUAUCGCUUGUACGCUAAUCAAAUGUUAGAAAUAUAUUUUAUGCAAUGAAUUGCAACUUUUUAUUAACUUAGGGGAUGAUUAUGUAAUUUGUAUUGAAACGUUACAUUAUUUUAUUAUA